Talaromyces proteolyticus is the source of this 2050-nucleotide messenger RNA. RefSeq names its product peptidase S8/S53 domain-containing protein. Lineage: Eukaryota; Fungi; Ascomycota; Eurotiomycetes; Eurotiales; Trichocomaceae. Gene Ontology annotation, biological process: proteolysis. Gene Ontology annotation, molecular function: tripeptidyl-peptidase activity; serine-type endopeptidase activity. Bases 1 to 1881 code for a protein of 626 amino acids. The record is from RefSeq and is a predicted model, not a curated record. The transcript has 2 exons.
AUGCUAGAAGUGCACGAAAAGCGCAGUAUCUCGAGCACCCAGCUCUUCGAUAUGAAUCCAAUCCCCAAGGAUUCAAUGCUACAGCUGCGGAUUGGUCUAACACAGAGUAAUUUGGACCGUGGAUACGACUACCUGAUAGAUGUGGCUGACCCGUCCUCGAAGAACUACAGCAAGCAUUGGACUGUUGACCAAGUGGUUGCCAGGUUUGCCCCUAAUCGGGAAUCAGUGGAUCUUACCAUGGAGUGGCUCACAGAAACAGGGAUCACGGACGUUCGUCAAAGCUCUAACAAAGGAUGGAUCCUCUUGAAUGCACCUGUCUUCCAAAUUGAGAAUUUAUUGAAUACCAAAUUCCACGAGUAUAGCUCUGCGGACGGCGUUGUGAGGAUCGGUUGCGAAGAAUAUUCCCUACCGCAGCACCUCCGCCAACACGUGGAUUACAUCUUUCCCGGCGUCAAGUUGUCUCCGCCAAUCAAACGGUCCGGGACGCGGAAGCGGGCCUGUUUCGGCAGGAAGUCUCCUUCGAACGUGGCUAUCGUAUUGAAUACAUCUUCCAGCACUGAACAUUGCGGAACAUCCAUUACUCCGCCAUGUUGGAGGGCACUGUACGAUAUACCAGAGCAGGGCAAUGUCAGCAUUCCGGACUAUACCAUGGGUGUAUUUGAAUAUGGGGAUACUUAUGCACAGGAAGACCUAGACGAAUACUUUGCCGCCUACGCUCCGUAUGUGCCAACUGGGACUCACCCGAAGCUUGUUUCUGUGGAUGGAGCUCAAGCCCCUGUGCCAACCAGUAGUGACGAAAACGACGGUGAAUCUGAUCUCGAUUUCUCAGUUGUUUACUCUCUGCUCGGCGCCAUCAAUGUGACGCUAUUCCAAACUGCAGAUACGAAUGCAACACUGCUAGACUCGUUGCUUGAUGCGAUUGAGGGACCGUAUUGUGCUGAACAAGAACUGGAAGCAGGAUUUCAUUGCGGCGUUGCUAGUCUGCCUUCUGUCCUUUCAAUAUCUUAUGACACUCCUGAGUUGUUUGAUGAAACAUUUCUUUCACAAAAGAGGGCUUGCAACGAGUUUAUGAAGCUCGGGCUGCAAGGCCAUACCAUCAUUGUGUCGAGCGGCGACUAUGGAGUUGCGAGCAACCCCUCGUUUGGAUCAUCUGGUCCUUGCCCGAAUGGAUGCAUUCCCCAGGGGCUUAAUAAUACUGGAGAGCACUCCUUUCACGGAACCAUAUUCUCUCCUUCAUUUCCAACGAACUGUCCCUACGUGCUAUCUGUGGGUGGCACGCAGUUGUCACCCGGACAGACAGUGAAAGAUCCGGAGACCGUAAUGAACACUGACCGUUUCAUCAUUGACAAUUGUUCUUCACCGUUCUUCUUUGCCAGUGGAGGCGGUUUCGCCAAUUACUUCCCGCGCCCUCCAUACCAGAAUGCCGCAGUUUCCACUUAUCUAACUAAAUAUGCCCCAAGCCACCCAUACUAUUAUUCGAAUUAUAUCGACGUGCAAGAUCGGACCACUACCAUCGGACACAAUGGUGGCGUGUACAAUCGCGGCGGCCGUGGUAUCCCCGAUGUAUCAGCCAACGGAGCCCACAUGCUCGGAUACUUUGGUGAACUCAAUGAAGCCGAUGGAACCAGUAUCUCCGCACCAAUCUGGGCUUCCAUUGUGGCCCUAAUCAAUGCUGAACGCACUGCGCAUGGUAAGAGUAAUGUAGGGUUUAUCCAGCCGACAUUGUAUCAAAAUCCACAAAUGUUUCAUGAUAUUACUACAGGCGGGAACCCGGGGUGCAAUUCUACGGGAUUUCCGGCAAGCGUGGGCUGGGAUCCUUCCACUGGACUGGGAACUCCCAACUACCCUGCAAUGUUAGAACUAUUCCUUGGUCUGCCUUAGUGUUCUCAACAAAUCAUCGAGCCCAUGUUCGUGACGGCAAUACACAAGUCGGUUCCCUGUUAAUGCCAAUGCUGUGCUUAGAUAGAUAUGGUGAGUUAAGACAUCUGGCAUACGGUCACGAUAUUUUAUUUGAUAGCAGAUGUCUACCAGGGAAGGAAAUGGAAAUGGG